Molecule: messenger RNA, 1732 nt
Organism: Aricia agestis (brown argus)
Lineage: Eukaryota; Metazoa; Arthropoda; Insecta; Lepidoptera; Lycaenidae
Product: hemicentin-2-like
Exons: 7
Coding region: 317-1216 (299 amino acids)
Biological process (GO): synapse organization
Cellular component (GO): neuron projection membrane
Source: RefSeq, a predicted model, not a curated record
CCACAGAUUCAACCUCCGUUUCCACUUGCCGCGCUCCGUAGUGAAAAUUGAAAAUUUCGAAAACAAAUUUGGAACAGUCCGCUGCGCGCUAUUUUACAGAGUGGACGUGCGCGGUGCGACGCGCGUUUCGAUAUCUGCGUCCGCGCACCUCGCACUGUGCUAGUGAUUGUGCAUGUGAUGCUCACUGAAUAUUGGACUGAAAGGGAAUAAAAUAUCAUUAAAUAUUAUAUUCAAAUAUGACUGAAAGGACAGAGAAUUGUGUACUGAGUGGAAGCGAAUAGUGUUCUGUACUGUGCUGUGCUGUGAACUUGUGACCAUGUCUGUGUGUACUCUGCUGAUGUUCUGCGUUCUGCCAGCGCUUGUCGGUGGCCGUGCCAGCAUCGACAGCGAGGGUACGGCGUUCGCGCGCCAGCCGGGCGCGGUGAUGGCGCGCGUCGGCGACCCCGUCGUCCUCAACUGCCGAAUACUGCGGCUCGGCGACAGAGUGGUGUCGUGGGUCCGGUCCCGCGAUCUGCAGAUCUUGACGCACGCGGGCGCGGUGUUCACCGCCGACGCGCGGGUCACCGUGACCGAGGCGCCCUGGGAGACUGAUGAUGGACUGGACCCUGAAGAGUGGGGCGGGGUGGUGCACUUGCUGAGGAUCGACAAAGUGCGGCUGAGCGACGCCGGCCGCUACGAGUGUCAGGUCAACACCGAACCCAAACUCAGCGCCUUCUUCAACCUCACUGUUAUAGAGGACGCGUUACCGACGGUAUCCGUCCGCAUGUUGGGGGCGACGGCCGCAGCGGUGGAAGGCGGCGCGGUGCGGCUGACGUGCGAGGCGCGGUACGACGGCGCCGCCGCUGCUGUCGACGCGCUGCCGGCGCUGCGGGUCAGCUGGGACCGGGACGGAGAGGUGCUGGAUCCACAGGGUUCCCGCGGCGGCGUCUCCCUGGACACGGAGCGUUGGCCGGGGCGGACGGUGUCGCGGCUGACGCUGGCACGGGUAAGCAGCGGCGACGCCGGUCGCUACACCUGCCGCGUCGCCGACGUCACCGCCAGCCGCGACGUCAGAGUGACGCCUAUGCAGCCGGAGUACUCCGAUAUUGACGAGGAGCUACUAGAGUCGAUGCAGCGCGACCAGGCAGCAGCGCGGACGGGCGCAGCAGCACGCAGCAUGCCGCCGGCAGCGCUGCUGUCCGCACUGACAGCGCUAGCAGCGGUGUUUCUAACGUGACGAUAACCUCUGUCUGCGACGCGACGCUCGAUGCUGCCUGCGCUCGCAGCGCUGCAAUUUUUCUUUGACAUCAGUUGCUAGUGACGGUUCAACGAUCGUCCUGCCGUCUUUUCUAGCAGCGUUGCGAUCGGUCACAUUGCUGCUAGUUACACCAUAUUUCCCAAGGCCUUAUCACACUGGCGGCAUGCGGGCGGAGCGGUUGCGCAUCUAAUAUCUAGUAAUCUACUAGAUUACUAGAUAUUAGAUGCGUUUCGCAGUGGUCACUAGAUUAAAUCUAGUGACCACUGCGAAAUCGCAUCGCCCGCAAAUCGCCAAAGUGCUAUUGAGGCUUCCACAAUCGCAGCAAUUCUGUAUUCAGCAGAUCGCAGCAUCCGACAAAAGUGCUGUCUUCAUCGGCAGCGUUGCUUGUUACGUGAUUCGCGUCACUGUAAAUACUGUAAAUAGUUAUUUAUAUUGUAAAUAAACACUGAAAUUGCGCCUGGUGUUAUUAUUACCGAGUUUCCGCGUGACACUGCC